UAAACCCGUUCUCACUUACAGAGCACCUAGCAUUGCAAACACUGCCGUUUCCAGUUCUCUUCUGCAACUCUCGGUUGCAAUCUUCCGCCAAGACAGCAAUGGAACAUAACACUACCGAAGCUCCAAUUGACCCCGAAGAAGACGAAGGUAUUGUGACAGCCAAAGUCGUUUCCAUGAUUGUUUUGUCCGUGGCAACGUUCAUAUUAGGUAUGAUCCCUACAGCACUGUCCGCAUGGUUCGGGUGGAACAGGAAGACGGACGGUAGCCUCGACACUUCCAGAACUUCUCGACUGAUAUUGUCACUGCUGAUCUGUUUCGGGGGAGGCGCCCUCUUGUCCACAAUGUUCCUCCAUAUGCUGCCUGAAGUGAGAGAAUUCAUAUCCGAACUUCAGGCAGAGAGUGAAAUUGCAGAAACCAGCGUCAGCCUCCCAGAACUUCUGAUGUGCUGCGGGUUCUUCAUCAUGUACCUACUGGAGGAACUGACGCAUCUGUAUAUUCACGGGCAUGGAGACGAGGCAGCCAUCUCAGAAGCGGACGAAGUUCUCCAUAGGAGCUUCAGCAUAAGGAAAUGUUCCGGGAGCAGAUCGAGCUUGGAGAAGGACGCAGAGGACACUCAAAAAGGAUGUGAAGAUGACUCGUCACUUAAGGUCAUACAUGGCUAUCCAUCUGCUUUAACGACAUCGACUUUGGAAGAGGUUAAGACGAACGGAACCUGCACACCGGACACGAGAGCGGGAAUACCAUCACACCAUGUGCCACAUUUUAAAGAAGACGAUACCAUUGUCUCGUCAGUACGCAAUUUCCUUCUUGUCCUAGCGCUUUCUAUUCACGAACUGUUCGAAGGACUUGCAAUAGGACUACAGACUAGCACUAGCUACGUGUGGUACAUGCUGGGUGCUGCGUCUUCUCACAAACUGGUCCUUGCAUUUUGUGUGGGUGUCGAACUCGUCAGCUCCAGGACCAAGUUCCUUCUCAGUCUCAUGUACAUCUGCACGUUCGCUCUGGUCUCACCGCUCGGCAUUGGGAUAGGAAUAGGGCUCAGUGAGGGGGAUGGGCAUGGGGGUGUCCCAAACGCUAUUCUUCAGGGCAUUGCUACAGGGACAAUCCUGUACGCGGUUUUCUUCGAGGUACUUCAGAAGGAGCACAACAGCAAGGAGUCUGGACUGUUGAGGCUGCUCGCCAUCUUAGUCGGAUUUGGAGCCAUGCUGGGUCUGCGCAUAGCAGUUGGUCACAAUCACAGCCACGGCCACGGUGACGAUCAUGAUCAUGAUCACACUACGGAUCACCCACAUCCCCACCAUUAGCAGAGAGUCUGUGUGCAGAGACUGGGAGUGCGGUCGGACAUGUCUUGCUGCCACGGACACACUGGACAAGAAGACGUGAAGCAAGUUCAAGCUCUGGGACGGCUUGAACAUGCGAGAUACUGGGGUCGAGUCUCGGCUGCGUUUCAGCUGUCAUCAGUGAGAUUUUGUAGGACCCCCCCCCCCCCAGUCUGUCAAGUUCAAUGCUGUAAUAAUAUUUCACAAUUCAUAAUCAUUCUACGUACAACUCAUUUAGCUCUAUGUAGACUAUCCUGUGUAGUUUACAUAGUAUUCGUGUAUAUGUAAGAUUUGAGGUUUUCACGGCGGUGACUAUGAAGAAAGCCGUUUUCUGGGAUGUGGUGCCGAAUGACUC
Molecule: messenger RNA, 1674 nt
Organism: Cryptotermes secundus
Lineage: Eukaryota; Metazoa; Arthropoda; Insecta; Blattodea; Kalotermitidae
Product: zinc transporter ZIP1
Exons: 2
Coding region: 99-1304 (401 amino acids)
Biological process (GO): zinc ion transmembrane transport
Cellular component (GO): plasma membrane
Molecular function (GO): zinc ion transmembrane transporter activity
Source: RefSeq, a predicted model, not a curated record